This is a messenger RNA of Brassicogethes aeneus, 10500 nucleotides long. The record is from the annotation of a GenBank genome assembly. Lineage: Eukaryota; Metazoa; Arthropoda; Insecta; Coleoptera; Nitidulidae.
AUGGAAGACAGAAAGAUACGAAGUAACAAAUAUGGAAGAAGGAUUGUGCCUACGAUGCCAUAUAUCCCAGAAGCGGGACCUAAAAGAGAUUCUCAGGUUUCCGAAUUUUUAACCAGGGUUCACAUGGAGUUGGAUUAUCCACCUUUAUUUGAGGAUAAAUCUUGGACAAAGAGCGUACCUACUAAGGAUACACAAAUGUAUUUUAAACCUACAGAAACCAUAGGUGCUGCUUUUUGCCCCACUGGUCAAGAUCUAAGAAUCCAAGACUUAGCUCCCCCAAAAAAAGCUAAAACUAGUUUUUUUGGCCCGGACGGAAAACUGGCGUUUCCCCCAGAAAAAAGUCGUUAUCAAGAAGAGCAAGAAGAGGAGGAACGUCGAAGAAAGGAACAAAAACGAAAAAGAAAAAUACCAGGGAUCAUUCCAUUGGGUGUUCUACUGACAAGGCAAUACUAUGAAGAGAAAAAACAAGAAGAGGAAAAAAAAGAGCGACAACGUGCAAUGAGAAGAAAAUUAAAAGCUAUAGAUGAUGCGGAAAAAAAUGGAUUUCCUGAUGAUCCAAAAGAACUGGAAAAACUGGAAGCAGUUUUACCAUUGAAACCAGGAGAGCAAAAAAGAUUCCUCAUCCAACAAGCUGAAGAAGAGAUGAAUGAAUACAUAAGACCAAAUGAUAUCAAAAGAAUGUAUUAUUAUUUAACCAAGGGUAUAGACAACAAACACAUAGAGCCCUACCACAUGGAAUGGCUCAAUUGUGCGAAACAAAAAAUUCCAGAAAAAUACAAAAUUCUCCGAGACUUCAAGCAAAUGAUGUCCCAUUCAGAGAAGGAAGUUCAAAAACUGUACUGCGAGUUUAUGAGACGAUUUUUAUUGAAUUACGUUUUAAAAGAUCCAUUCGAAUGGGAUCGGCUUAAUUUUGAUACAUUUCCAAAAACAUAUCCAGGUUGUAUGCUGAUAAGAGCUCCAAUACCUUGGCAUAACCAAUUCUGUGUUGGAAGGCAGAGCGUAGAACGGUUUUACUUCAUUGGUAACUCGAUUAUUAUCAAAAUCAGGGAUGCCUGGUUCGAAAAUUUUGAUGACCAUCUAAUCGUCCCCACAGAAUACCUAGAAAACCUCGUAUUCCCUAUUGACCCUAACAAGCUCAGAGAGGAAAUAGGCAUUCUAUGUAACAACGCCAGAGAACUGAUCCUCGAAGAAUGGUUCCCUAUGUGUUGCGAUAUUUUUUUGGAAAACAAGGCACUGUGGAAACAGUACAUCCCCAGGGAAAAAGGACAGUCGGUCAAAAUAAUUAGAGGAUUUUUCAAUUGUGUCAACACGUUACUUGGUCUGCAAAUCAGAUCUAUGAUUGUGAGGAGUUUGCAGCAUUUUACCAGUCUUAUUAACCGAUUUGUUGAAGGAAAUGAUUAUGGUGAUAAAUAUGUAGAUGGUCAAAUAAUCGCAAUCCCUUUUAUAAUAGUUUACGCAGUUCCUGACGAAGAUGAAAUCACGAUUCGUCCAGAUUUGACCGAGUUAGGACGGAUGGUUCAAAGCAUUUUUAACGAUAUUUUGAAUAUUAAGAAAAAAAUACCUCGGAUAGAAAAUAUGAUGUUUCCUGAAUUUGUCUAUGAAGAAACUUUCGUGAUAUCAAUUGACGCAAAUGAUGAAUACGUAAGCAAAAUGAGACAAAAUACAGACGAGAUUUUUCAAAAAAACGUUAAUGGGCCAAUGAUUUACUUAAAAAUAUACAAAAAAAUAUGCCUUACUUUUGAUGAUAUGUGCCAAAAGCUGGGCCAAUCUCCCGAAAGCGUAGCCGAAUUGGUGGAACUUCAAAACUACGUAGUAGAAUGCCGAGAUGUCACGAUGUAUAACAUUAGAGAACAAAUAAGAAAUCAGACCGAGUUGAUACUAUUUCUAAUGAAAUUUGCCCUACUAAGCGACGAGGAUAUAACAUUGAACAGCAGGACUUUCUUAUGGCCAAAAGACAUGGAAUCAAUAAUAGAGUUGGCAAUACAAAGAUUGAAUUUGAAACGCGAACAAGCCGAAGUAAAUCUGAGGAACAAACGUCAGCACUUCGAUCAAACGUUACUGAGGCACGAAAAAAUGCUUGUCGCGUUCAAGAAAAGAGAUCCUGCUGUUCUGUCUCAGGAGGAAAUGGAGGACUGCGUCAAUACAGUGGAAGAUAUCGUCGAAAAGUUACAGGCUGACAAAGAGGAAGCAGACCAGAUAAACGCUGAGGAGCAGUUGUUGGACUUGGACCCAUCUCCAUUUAUGAAUCUAUACAAAAUGCUCGCAAUGGUCGAACCAUACGACAAGCUAUGGCAUACCGUGCUGGACUUCCACAACAAUUAUGAUAUAUGGUACUAUGGACCUUUCUUGGGGCUAGACGCAGACGAGAUAACAGAAAACGUGGAGAACACAUGGAGGAUUCUAUAUAAGCUAGCCAAAGUUUUUUCAGACAACCCAGGGGCCAAACGUAUCGCUGAAAUGGUUCGAGCUAAAGUAGAAAAAUUCAAGCAAUUCUUGCCUGUUCUUGCUACAGUCUGUAACAAAGGUUUACAGAAACGACAUUGGGAUAUGAUCAGCCAAAUAGGAGGGGUUAAACUUAAUGUAACCCCAGAAUCAACUCUAAACGAUAUGAUUGAAGCUGGCUUGCCUAAAUUUGCAGCCCAAUUGGAAGAAAUCAGUGCGUCAGCUACCAAAGAGUACGCAUUGGAAAGGAACUUGGCCAAGAUGAAGGAAGAGUGGAGUGAUGUCCGAUUUGAAUGUGUACCUUAUAGGGAAACUGGUGUUCAUAUACUAUCAGCGGUGGACGAUAUCCAGGUUAUGAUGGAUGAUAACAUUCUAAGAGCACAAACCAUGCGAAGUUCGCCUUAUGUAAAAGCUUUUGAACGCGAAAUGCAGGCCUGGGAAGAAAAGUUGCUUUCCAUGCAGGAUAUUCUGGAUGCCUGGCUUGUUAACCAAGCCACUUGGAUGUACCUAGAACCCAUAUUCAGUUCGGAAGAUAUCAUGAGGCAAAUGCCCACAGAAGCGAGAAAUUUUAAAACCGUCGACAAAGUUUGGAGAUCCAUCCAAGCAAACACCAUUCUGGAUACAAGGGUUUUAGUGGCGACCGAAUAUAAAAACAUGCUGUUUCUUUUGAGGGAAAACAACAGACUACUUGAAGAAAUUUUGAAAGGACUUAACGAGUAUUUGGAGAAAAAGAGAUUGUUCUUUCCAAGAUUCUUCUUCUUGUCGAAUGACGAGCUAUUGGAGAUUCUAUCAGAGACCAAGGACGCUCAAAGAGUGCAGCCGCAUUUGAAAAAAUGUUUUGAGGGUAUCUACCUUUUGGACUUUAGUGAUGACCAAGUACUUGGCAUGAUAAGUGCUGAGAAAGAAAUCGUACCGUUCUCUACCAAAAUAUUCCCUGCAGAGGCUAAAGGUAUGGUGGAAAAAUGGCUUGUUCAAGUUGAAGAAGUUAUGAUAGAAUCGAUGAAAGAUGUUACCAGUGCUUCAAUUAAAUCUUACACUAAAAGUGAUAGGGCUGAAUGGAUUGUAUCCUGGCCAGGACAGAUUGUCCAGUGCGUAAACUGUAUUUUUUGGACUAAAGACGUAACAGAGUCGAUAUCAUCAAUGAGGUUAGAAGAACAAGAAAAAAAAUGCUCCGAACAAAUCGAAGUCAGCGUUAAAAUGGUACAGGGUAAAUUAGAACCUGGAAAUCAAGUUACAGUCGAGGCUCUUAUAGUCAUAGACGUCCAUGGAAGGGAUAUUGUUAAAAUGUUGAAAGCCCAACAAGUCCAUUCCACCAUAGACUUUAACUGGAUUUCUCAACUAAGAUACUAUUGGCUUGAAGAAGAAAAAUCUGUUACUGUGUGCAUGAUAACAACAGAGGUCAUGUAUGGGAUGGAAUACUUGGGAAAUACUGGUAGACUGGUGGCUACAUCUCUUACCGAUAGAUGUUAUAGAACCUUAAUGGGUGCAUUAAAAUUAAACCUAGGUGGAGCACCAGAGGGUCCAGCAGGAACUGGUAAAACAGAAACCUGCAAAGAUCUUGCAAAAGCAGUAGCGAAAAAAUGCGUGGUUUUCAACUGCUCGGACGGGCUUGAUUAUAAAGCCUUGGGAAAAUUUUUCAAGGGUUUGGCUCAGGCUGGCGCAUGGGCGUGUUUUGACGAAUUCAAUCGAAUAGAACUGGAAGUGUUAUCAGUGGUGGCUCAGCAAAUAUCAUGCAUACAAGUCGCCAUAGCAUCAAAACUUAAAAAGUUUGUCUUCGAAGGGACUGAGUUGACUUUAGAUCCAACAUGUACUGUGUUUAUCACGAUGAAUCCAGGAUAUGCAGGUCGACAAGAAUUACCCGACAAUCUUAAGGUUCUCUUUAGAACUGUAGCUAUGAUGGUUCCAGAUUAUGCUAUGAUCGGUGAAAUAUCUUUGUUUUCGUAUGGUUUUACGCAAGCUAGUAGUUUGUCUCAGAAGAUCGUCCACACCUACAAACUGUGCUCCGAACAACUGUCGUCGCAAAAUCAUUACGAUUACGGCAUGAGGGCGGUAAAGUCAGUAUUACUGGCUGCCGGUGCGCUUAAAAGAAACUACCCCGAAAGUUCGGAACCUCAGCUAGUUUUAAGGGCUAUCAUCGAUGAUGUUCCUCUAUUCGAAGGCAUAUUUUCCGAUCUGUUUCCCGGAGUUGACCUACCAACGUUUGAAAGAGCCGAGUUAAUAGAAUGUCUUAAAGAAACCAUAGAAGAAAGACAGCUAUAUGGGUCUCCAUGGUUCAUCGAAAAAGUUAUGCAGAUAUACGAAAUGAUUUUAGUAAGACACGGCCUCAUGGUGGUUGGGAGGCCUUUAGGAGGGAAAACGCAGGCGUAUCAGUGUUUGGGUGAAGCACUGGGCAAACUCUGCGAUCGACCAGAAGCCAAGCUUAAAGAGAACCACACAAUGUACAGAAUCAUUAACCCUAAAGCCAUAACAAUGGGUCAAUUGUAUGGGCAGUUUGACCCAGCUUCCCACGAAUGGUCGGACGGCGUGUUGGCCAAUACUUUCAGAGAAUUCGCGAACAAUCCAUCCCCUGAUAGAAAAUGGAUUUUGUUCGAUGGACCCGUUGAUGCUGUCUGGAUUGAAAAUAUGAACACUGUUUUGGACGAUAACAAGAAAUUGUGUCUCAUGUCAGGAGAGAUAAUCCAGAUGACAAACCAAAUGAACUUGAUAUUUGAACCGGCUGACUUGGAGCAGGCUUCUCCAGCCACCGUAUCCAGAUGUGGGAUGAUAUACAUGGAACCUCACCUGCUGGGAUGGGAGUCGUUUCAUCAAACCGCCUUAAACAUUUACUCGACGGUAUUGUUAAAAGAACAAGUGCAAAUUAUAGACGAAUUGGUGCAAUGGAUGGCUCCCGCCUCGUACGAAUUCAUCAAAAAACAUUGCAAGAGUAUGGUUACCAUAAAUAAUAACUACUUUUAUUUGUCCGGAAUGAAAAUGUAUAAACACGAAGUGAUGAAGCAAAAAUCAUUGAGCACGAUCUCAAUACAAAUACUUCUUAUAGUGGUCCACAUCUGGACCACUUCAGGUACUUUGAACGGUGAAGGUCGCAUUGUUUUUGACGCAUGGUUCCGAAAAUUCGUUAACGGUGAAAACAAGGAGUUCCCCAGACCAAAAUCUGUUACUGUUACGAAAGCCCAAUUGUUCCCGGAUAGGUUUACCAUAUUCGAUUAUUAUUGGGACCCUAACAAGAAUAAUGGCUCGUGGAUUUUGUGGACGGAUAUGGUCGAGAAAAUGCAGACCAUUCCUCUUAAUGCCAAGCCAAGCGAGUUGAUCAUACAGACCACGCAGAGCAUCUACAUGAACUUCUUCUUAAAAAUGUGCCUUAAAUUAAAUAGCCCAGUAUUAUUUGUUGGCCCAACAGGCACCGGUAAAUCAGCUGUAGUAAUGGACACUUUACUGAGCUUGCCAAAGGAGGAAUAUGUAAUUAACCCGAUCAAUUUCAGCGCUAGAACUUCGUCUAUAAUGACGCAAGAAACCGUUAUGUCCAAGUUGGAUAAAAGAAGGCGUGGUGUAUAUGGCCCUCCAAUGGGUAGGAAGUGCAUAUUGUUUGUGGAUGAUGUUGGAAUGCCUCAAAAGGAAGCUUGGGGGGCUCAACCACCAGUUGAAUUGCUUAGGCAAUGGUUGGAUCAUGGCCAUUGGUUCGAUAAGGACACGGCUAUGCUUCAACUAGUUGACAUGAGUUUCGUAGGAGCAAUGGGGGUUCCAGGAGGCGGUAGAAACGAAGUAACAGAGCGAUUUUUACGCCACAUGUUCAUAGUAACAGUGGAUUCUUUCGAUGAUAGCACUUUGACGAAAAUAUUUGUCACUAUUUUAGAGUGGCACUUCCAAAAAGGCUUUGAAGAAGAAGUUUCAAGAUUAACGAAAUUCUGCAUUGAAGCCACAAUGGAGGUCUACAAGGCCGCCACUUUAAAUUUCCUACCAACACCUACGAAAUCUCACUACACUUUCUCACUACGUGACUUUGCUAGAGUUAUCUACGGACUUCUAAACACCCCACCUACUCGACUGGUAGAUCCAGAUAAAUUUAUAAGAUUAUGGAUCCAUGAGUCAUACAGAGUUUUUCAUGAUAGACUUAUCGAUGAUACGGACAGGUUGCAGUUUUUUGAUAUCGUGAAGAAUGCUUGCUAUCAAGGGUUUAGGCAACAGUUCAACAAGGUCUGCGCUGUUCUUGUGGAAGAAGAUGAAAUUAUUGGCCCCCAACAUAUUAGAGGUUUAUUUUACGGAAACUAUAUAGAACCAGAUGCAGACCCAAAGAUAUAUGAUGAAAUUUUAGAUUUGGAGGAUUUGACAGAAAAGAUGGUAUACUACCUCAAAGAGUACAAUGUGGUAUCUAAAUCCCCCAUGAACCUUGUCAUGUUCCAAUUCGCAAUUGAACACGUGUCAAGAGUCUCAAGAGUGCUCACCCAACCCAACGGUAAUGUACUUUUGGUGGGGAUCGGAGGUUCAGGUCGGCACAGCGCAGUAAAAUUGGCCGCUUCAAUGUCAGAAAUAGCCAUAUUUGAAAUUGAAAUCAGUCGGACUUAUGGAGUGGGUGAAUGGCGAGACGACUUGAAAAGACUUUUGCUUAAAGCUGGCAUAGAUGCCAAACCUAUAGUGUUUCUAUUCGCUGACACUCAAGUAGCGGACGAAUCCUUCAUAGAAGACAUCAACACAGUACUUAACACAGCUGAUGUUCCAAAUUUAUAUGCCCCCGAUGAAAAGGCGGAAAUCUUGGACAAGAUGCAAGCUGCAUCAAGAGACUCAGGGAAAAAGAUCGACCUUACACCGUUGGCGCUCUAUAACUUUUUUAUAGAACGCGUUAAAAGCAGUCUACAUACAGCUCUAUGCAUGAGCCCUAUAGGAGACGCUUUCCGUGUUAGGUGCAGAAUGUUUCCGUCGCUUAUAAACUGCUGUACUAUAGACUGGUUCACGGAUUGGCCGCAGGAUGCUCUUCAACGUGUUGCCAACAUGUUUUUGUCCAAAACAAACCUCAAUCAAGACAUGAUUGAACUAUGCACAAAAAUAUGCAAAUAUUUCCACGUGUCAGUACAAGAUUUAUCAAAAAUAUUUUACAGAGAACAAAAACGUAAAACUUACGUGACCCCGACAUCAUAUUUGGAGCUUAUACAAACUUUCAUUAACAUGUAUUACCUAAAAAUCGAACAAAUAACGCUUUUAAGAAACCGAUACGAGGUCGGUUUGGAAAAAUUGGAUUUCGCAGCCAGCCAAGUCGGUCUGAUGCAGCAAGAGUUGUACGAUUUACAACCAAAGCUGGUUGUAGCUUCAAGCAUAACUGAAAAAUUGAUGGUUAAAAUAGAGCAAGAUACGGUUAUUGUGGAAAAACAAAAAGAGAUCGUAGGUGCCGACGAAGCUUUGGCCAACGAAGCCGCCGCUGCGGCUCAAGCAAUCAAAGACGAUUGCGAGUCCGAUUUAUCCGAAGCUAUCCCAGCUCUUGAAGCUGCACUAGACGCUUUAAACACUUUGAAGCCUGCUGAUAUAACUGUCGUUAAAUCCAUGAAAAACCCACCGUCUGGGGUCAAACUUGUGAUGGAAGCUGUUUGUGUGAUGAAACAAGCUAAACCAAUAAGAAAGCCGGACCCUUCAACAGGACGAAUGAUUGAAGAUUAUUGGGAUACAUCUGUAAAAUUAUUGGGUGAUAUGAAAUUUUUGGAAGGCCUUAAGACUUACGAUAAGGACAAUAUACCUUCGCCUGUCAUGAAAAGAAUUCGAGAAAAAUAUAUGCAGGACAGAGAGUUUAACCCGGACCGAAUCCAUACAGUAUCGACUGCUUGUGAAGGUCUUUGUAGAUGGGUUUUGGCCAUGGAAGUAUAUGACCGGGUUGUUAAAAUAGUGGCACCCAAAAAAGCUGCUUUGGCCGAAGCCGAAGGCGAAUUAGCCGCCCAGAUGGACACACUUAAUGCUAAAAGAGCGCAACUUCAAGAAGUUGCCGACAAACUGCAAGCUCUCAACGAUGAGUUUGCAGCCGAAACCAAGAAGAAAAAAGACUUGGAGGACAUGAUAAACUUGUGUUCCCAAAAAUUAGACAGAGCCGAAAAGUUGAUAGGAGGCCUGGGUGGUGAAAAAUCCAGAUGGUCAGAGAUGGCCAGGCAACUUCAAGAGUUGCUUGGUAACGUUAUAGGCGACGUGAUCUUGAGUGCAGGUGUUAUAGCAUAUCUGGGACCUUUCACUGUAAACUACAGACAAGAGGUGACCAAAAGAUGGAACGAGUACUGUCUCGAACUGGGUAUACCGUGUUCUACUAACUUUUCCCUAGUUACGACAAUGGGUGAACCCGUCUUGAUACGAGCAUGGAACAUUGCAGGGUUACCAAUUGAUACGUACAGCGUAGAAAAUGGUAUAAUAGCAACUAAGGCGAGAAGAUGGCCAUUAAUGAUCGAUCCUCAAGGCCAAGCAAACAGAUGGAUAAAAAACAUUGAAAAAAACAACCGUCUAACCAUCAUCAAACUGACCGACUCAAAUUACGUGAGGGUCUUGGAGAACGCGGUUCAGUUCGGAACCCCUGUGAUGCUGGAAAAUAUCGGCGAAGAAAUUGACGCCGUGCUGGACCCGAUUUUGACCAAGAACAUUUUCAAAUCCACUGGCGUUUGGUACCUGAAACUGGGCGAUAACGUUCUGGAGUACAGUUUCGACUUCAGGUUUUUCAUCACUACGAGGUUCAGGAAUCCACAUUAUUUGCCGGAAAUAGCCGUCAAAGUGUCACUUUUGAACUUCAUGAUCACUCAGCAAGGCUUACAAGAUCAAUUGUUGGGCAUAGUAGUGGCAAGAGAACGUCCGGAACUGGAAGAAAAGAAGAACGCAAUGAUAGUGGAAGGCGCAAACAACAAAAAAAUGCUUAAAGAGAUAGAAGACAAAAUCCUGGAAGUACUCUCGUCAUCUCAAGGAAACAUCCUGGAGGACGAAACCGCAAUUAAAAUCCUUUCCAGCAGUAAGGUGCUAUCUGCCGAUAUAGAAGAAAAGCAAAAAAUAGCCGCGGUAACCGAGAAAGAAAUCGACUUCGCUCGAAACCAGUACGUUCCAGUGUCGAAACAUUCAGCUGUUUUGUUCUUCUGUUUAUCCGAUUUAGCCAACAUCGAUCCAAUGUACCAGUACUCCCUGGGUUGGUUUAUAAAUCUGUACCAUCAAGGAAUCUCUAACAGCACGAAGUCUGAAGUAUUGGAGGAAAGACUGGGCUAUUUAAACAACUAUUUCACCAACAGUAUAUACCGGAAUGUUUGCAGGAGUCUUUUUGAAAAGGAUAAGCUGAUUUUUUCGCUGAUUUUGUCUGUGGGAAUACUCAGAUCUCAUGGUUCAAUUGACGAAGACGUGUGGAACUUUUUCCUAACCGGCGGCGUAGCCUUGGACAAUCCUUACGAAAACCCCGCUUCUGAAUGGCUGUCGGAAAAAUCUUGGUCCGAGAUUGUUAGAGCAUCCCACCUAAAAGGUCUGGAAAAUUUUCAAACGUCCGUUAAAAAGAAUGUCAAAGAAUGGAAGGCUUUUUACGACGUGUCCAACCCCCAAGACAUCCCCUGCCCUGCGCCCAUGGACGAACUACGCGGCUUGCUACGAUUAAUAUUGGUCAAGUGUUUAAGACCGGAUAAAGUAGUCCCAGCAGUUCAAAUGUAUAUCGUAGAAGAGAUGGGUCAAGCGUAUCUGGAACCCCCGCAAUUUAAUUUGGAAGAAUCCUACAGUGAUAGUAAUUGUUGCACGCCGCUGGUGUUUAUUUUAUCCGCAGGAUCUGACCCUAUGGCCGGUUUGGUUAAGUUUGCAGCCGACAAGGGCAUAGCGAAGACCAGUCUUAUGACUAUUUCGUUGGGGCAAGGACAAGGCCCAAUAGCAGCGAACAUGAUACAAACAGGAAUGGUAACAGGCCAAUGGGCCGUCCUACAAAACUGUCAUUUAGCGGAGAGUUGGAUGAGAGAGCUAGAUCGGAUAUGCGAUGAAGUUAUUCUUCCAGAAAAUACGAACACCAGUUUUAGGUUGUGGUUGACCAGCUACCCUAGCAGGGCUUUUCCAGUGGCAAUUUUACAAAACGGUGAUAAAUGA